UGUACCCAUCUAAAUUUUUAGAGAGCUCUACUAUUUAUAUAGCCGUAGGCAAAGUACAAAAUUGUUCACAUUGAAUUGCUUAUUUAUUUGUUACAAUAAACACAACGUUUGAAAACAUGGACUCGCGGAUUUUUGUUUUGGAUCAACUGAGUCGAGUGCCCAUUCGAUGUCCCGUGGGCAGUUGUCCUGCCACCUUGUCCACCCUGGACUUGCUCAUCCACCUGAAGGACCAGCACUGGUCGCCGUCCACACUGGAGAGGCACCUGCAAGUGGCCUACGAGGGAGAGCGCUGCAUCCUGUCCUUCGAUCACCUUAAGCUGCCGCCACGAACAACGAUCUGUCUGGGCGUGAUCCUGUUUGCCGGUAAGCGCGGAAUCGGGGAGAGACUGCCAGGGGAACGGGGACUUUGCCACCGGAAUCGAUUGCCCUCGAAUUUGGGAUGGGAGCCACUGGAGGAUCACCUGCCCAUCAUGGUCUUGGCCAGAAGGUGUGCCUUCUUCGAGUGGUUGACGCAGGACAAGAGAUCAAAAUCAGGGGACGAAAUUCCCGGUCAUUGGUAUUACCAAUUUAGAGAUCACGCAGAUCAGAGCAGGCAGCGAAGGAAGGAGGAACUGCAGAAGGAAGAGGCAUCCUGCCACUCACACUUCAACACUGGAGAGCCCUCAAAACCAACGAGGGAGAAUCAAGCCAAUGGAAGUGGAAGUCAGGACCACCAAGAACCCAGGAACCAGUUUGUGGAUCUCGGCGGCAAGGAUUCUCAAGAUCGGAAGAGCAAGGAAAGGAAGGACGAGGGGCAGAAGGACCUGGACAUGUAUCUCAUCUGGACACAGAGUGUGCCGUGCACCAAGCCUCUGUACUUCUCCAUCACCGCCUACGAUCGCAUUAUGUCCGAGGGGAGGAGCGCCCUGCGAUUGGUGGCCAACUCCGGCAUGAUUCGUCCGGAAGUGGAUGGCAAGCAGCUGCCCAAGGCCAGGAACUCGUUGUGGCUCAACCAGCAGGAAGUCGAAGAUUUGAGUGGCACAGAACGCAUCCUUCGACUAGAAAUGAUCCUGCAGGAGGACCUGGAGUCCGUCUGAUAAAGGACUCCGCCCCGCCAAGGAUCCUCCAGCUCGCAUCCUUUAUGCGCUGUCAUAUCGCAUACUUUACGGCUUUCAGGGCGAGUGCUUUCGUACAUUUGAAGUGAAUUUAUAGCGCAACUUGCUUGUAUAAUGGCAUUUACUUUAUGCAAACAUCGCCGAGGAGCGGAGCCUCAAGGAGUCGUGCUGCAGGAUUCUGCAACAAUUAUUGCCCCACUCGUUAAAGCAAACUGCACAGGAUACAUCCCCCGUCCAUUCCCCUUCCGUUCCCUUCCCGCUUCUCUCCUCGUUUUCCCCCCAGAAGGACUCCUGCUUAUUCGAAAGUAAUUAGCAUAAAAAUAAAUACCACUCAUUAAGUCA
This is a messenger RNA of Drosophila ficusphila, 1436 nucleotides long. RefSeq lists its product as uncharacterized. NCBI's taxonomy places the organism in Eukaryota, Metazoa, Arthropoda, Insecta, Diptera, Drosophilidae. The transcript has a single exon. Bases 117 to 1076 code for a protein of 319 amino acids. The record is from RefSeq and is a predicted model, not a curated record.